Messenger RNA from Fusarium poae, 3642 nucleotides. RefSeq lists its product as uncharacterized. The transcript is spliced from 4 exons. The coding region runs from base 1 to 3642 and encodes 1213 amino acids. NCBI's taxonomy places the organism in Eukaryota, Fungi, Ascomycota, Sordariomycetes, Hypocreales, Nectriaceae. Gene Ontology annotation, molecular function: flavin adenine dinucleotide binding. The record is from RefSeq and is a predicted model, not a curated record. Gene Ontology annotation, cellular component: cytosol. Gene Ontology annotation, biological process: vesicle-mediated transport; tRNA methylation; tRNA wobble uridine modification.
AUGGAUGUCGCCCAAGCAAUUUCAGGGUACAUCAAUAAGGUGGUCGCGACCAGCGAUACGUCGUCCGCCAAGAUGAAAAUCCUCUUGCUCGAUAGAGAAACUGUCUCUAUUGUCUCAACUGCGGUUACGCAGUCAGCUCUUCUCAACCACGAGGUCUAUCUUAUCGACCGCCUAGACAAUGCAUCUCGUGAGAAGAUGCGACACUUGCGAUGUCUAUCUUUCGUGCGCCCAUCGCCUGAAUCAAUCCAGUUACUCAUAGACGAGCUAAGAGACCCAAAGUAUGGCGAGUACCAUUUGUACUUUACAAAUGUAGUCAAGAAGUCAUCUUUAGAACGAUUGGCCGAGGCAGACGACCAUGAGGUAGUCAAACUGGUGCAGGAGCAUUUUGCCGACUAUACAGUCAUCAACCCGGAUCUCUUCUCCUUCGGCUUCACUCUUCCACAGCAACGCAUAUGGGCUGGAAGUCCAGAUACGUGGAACCCAGACUCACUGCAGAGGUGCUCCGAAGGCCUUGUCGCUGUAUUGCUCUCGCUCAAGAAGAAGCCUUUGAUCAGGUAUCAGAAGACGAGCCCACUAGCAAAGAAGCUAGCAACAGAGGUCCGAUAUCUUAUGACACAAGAAGACUCACUAUUCGAUUUUCGAAAGGUCGAUACGCCCCCCAUUCUGCUCGUGCUGGACCGUCGCGAGGAUCCAGUGACACCGCUACUCACGCAAUGGACAUACCAGGCUAUGGUUCACCACCUCUUGGGCAUUCAGAACGGUCGUGUCGAUCUCAGCGAUGUCCCUGACAUCAGCCCAGAGCAGAAGGAAAUUGUUCUGUCACAGGAUCAGGACCCUUUCUUCAAGAAGAACAUGUUCCUAAACUUCGGUGAUCUUGGAGGCAACAUUAAGGAAUAUGUUGGACAAUUCCAGUCCAAAACGAAGAAUAAUGAAAACAUCGAGUCAAUAUCCGAUAUGAAGCGGUUUAUAGAGGAAUACCCAGAAUUUCGAAAACUAUCUGGCAACGUCAGCAAGCAUGUCACCCUGGUGUCAGAGCUCAGCAGACGUGUGGCGGCCGAUAAUCUGCUCGAAGUCAGUGAAUUGGAACAAAGCUUGGCUUGUAAUGACAAUCACGGAACCGAUGUCAAGAAUAUCCAGCGACUUAUCCAGUCACCAAACGUUACAUCAGAGAGCAAAGUAGGCCUUGUAGCUUUGUACGCUCUCCGUUACCAUAAGCAUCCGUCUAACGCAUUGGCCAUGCUUACGGAUCUUCUCGUUGCUGCUGGGAACGUGUCGCCACGAGACGCAGAUAUGAUUGGCAAGGUGACAGCAUACCACACAUCUCUUCAGGCGUCACAAUCUCAAGGCGGAAUUUCAGAGAUCUUCGAAUCAGCAGGCAUCUUUUCGGCCACUUCAAACCGCUUCAAAGGCCUGAAGGGUGUGGAAAACGUUUAUACACAGCACAGUCCUCUGCUUGAAACUACCCUGCAGAACUUGAUCAAGGGUCGACUCAAGGAUCAACAAUAUCCCUUCGUUGAGGGUGGUGGCGUUACCAAGGACAAGCCGCAAGAUAUCAUCGUAUUCAUCGCUGGUGGUGCAACUUAUGAGGAGGCCAAGAUGAUUGCAGAACUCAAUGCAUCAAGCCCAGGUGUACGGGUUGUUCUAGGUGGCACCACAAUUCAUAACUCAGCGACGUUCUUGGAAGAGGUGAAUGAUGCUGUCAGUUCAUGGCCUGAGAGCCGUGGUAGAAGGCCUUAUGAUGUCGUGGUAAUCGGAGGCGGCCAUGCUGGCGCUGAGGCAUGUGCUGCUGCGGCGAGAGCUGGAGCGCGAACAGCUUUGAUUACUCCCAAGAUGGAUAACCUGGGAACAUGUUCCUGUAAUCCGAGCUUCGGCGGUAUUGGCAAAGGCACAAUUAUUCGAGAAAUCGAUGCGCUCGAUGGGUUGGCCGGCCGGAUCAUCGACAAGUCUGGUGUACAGUUUCAUGUUCUAAAUCGGCGAAAGGGCGCGGCUGUUUGGGGUCCAAGGGCGCAAAUCGAUCGCGAUCUCUACAAGAAGCACAUGAGGGCCGAACUCACUUCGUAUCCGAACCUAUCAAUUGUACUCGACAGUGUAUCCGACAUCGUUGUCACACCUCAGGAUCCGACGGACGGCGCUUCGAGUCGCAUUUCUGGAGUACGUCUCGAGUCGGGCCAGAUUCUCCCGACAAGCAAGGUCAUUAUAACAACUGGAACAUUCCUCGGUGGUGAAAUUCAUAUUGGUCUUGAUGCGUAUCCUGCCGGUCGGCUUGGUGAGGCAGCGACCUUCGGAUUGAGCAAAUCGCUACGCGAUGCAGGCUUUCAGCUGGGCCGACUCAAGACAGGCACACCUCCUCGAAUCGACAGAGCGAGCAUAAACUACGACAUUCUAGAGAGGCAAUACGGCGAUGACCCACCGUCACCGUUCAGUUACCUCAACAACACAGUGGCAGUACAAGAACAGCUCACUUGCAGCGUGACGUAUACAAACGAGAAGACUCAUGAUAUUGUACGCGAUAAUCUUGACAAGACGAUCCACAUCCGAGAGACUGUCAGAGGCCCGCGCUACUGCCCCUCCUUGGAAUCCAAGAUAAUUCGGUUUGCCGACAAGACUCGACAUAUCGUGUGGCUUGAGCCGGAGGGUUUUGACAGCCAAGUCAUCUACCCGAACGGCUUAUCCAUGACCAUCCCUGCUGAAGCGCAGGAGAAGGUCUUGCGCUCAAUCCCAGGCCUGGAAAACUCGAAAAUGCUUCAGCCCGGAUACGGUGUCGAAUAUGACUACAUUGACCCACGAGGCCUGAAAUCAACAUUGGAAACAAAGGCCAUUAGUGGUUUAUACUUGGCAGGCCAGAUCAAUGGUACAACAGGAUAUGAGGAGGCAGCCGGCCAAGGUGUUCUCGCAGGAAUCAACGCAGGUCGCUCAGCUCGGGGUCUUCCGGGGGUUUCCCUUGCACGUGGAGAUGGAUAUAUCGGUAUUAUGGUGGACGAUCUUAUCACCAAAGGCGUCACGGAGCCUUACCGAAUGUUUACAUCUCGUAGUGAAUUCCGCAUGGCCGCACGUGCUGAUAAUGCUGAUUUCCGACUAACGUCCAAGGGCCACGAAUGGGGUGUCAUAUCUGACAAGCGCUGGGACAGUUAUCGCGAUGAGCGACAGCAAAUGGACGACCUCACAAAGGCCUUGCAGUCGGUGUCUUUGAGCCCAAGCCAAUGGAUUGAGAAAGGAUUCCAUUUAAAGCGCAACUCAACCCGUCGGGAUGGCAUCGAUAUGCUCCAGCUCUCAAGCACAACCACGCGUAUCGAGCUCGAGCAGCUUGCAUCUGUCGUGCCGAGCAUUAUGGACUUUUCACCGAAUGUACGAAACCGUGUCGCCAUCGAGGCCUUUUAUGCUCCGUAUGUCAAGAUCGCCGAGGCGGAGCGAAAGCGGUUCACCAACGACGAGCGCGUGCGCAUCCCUAUCGACCUUGAUUAUGAUGAAAUUCCUGGUCUUGCCUUGUCGGAGAAGGAAGCCCUCAGGGCAGCCAAGCCAGAGAACCUUGCACAGGCAAGACGUGUCGAAGGUGUCACUCCAUCAGGUAGCUUGCGCCUACUAGCAUACGUCCGACGCAAGCCUGUCCGUGGUGUAUUGGGAGAGUCAACAGAGGUUCCAUAG